Messenger RNA from Vigna unguiculata (cowpea), 3357 nucleotides. RefSeq lists its product as uncharacterized. The record is from RefSeq and is a predicted model, not a curated record. NCBI's taxonomy places the organism in Eukaryota, Viridiplantae, Streptophyta, Magnoliopsida, Fabales, Fabaceae.
UCCAUUCAGGUUUUUUUGUAGACAAAUUCUCUGUUCCAUAUUCUCUCCCUUUCCUUCAACUCUGUAAGAUAAAUACAGGAGGCAUUCUCAUUUGGUACUUUGGUCCUUCUUCUCCUUUCUCUGCACAAAUUUUCUUCUCUCUCAACCCUUCAAACAGCCCACUUCGAUUUCAAAGGAGGCGGGCUAGUGCCACUAUUCAGAGUUUGCACCUCUGCCUCUCCAUUUUCCCGUCAAACCUUUGGUUUAGUUCAAUCUCAUAAAACUGACUUCAAUCUCAUAAAACUGACUUAUAGGAGUGCCCAUGUAAUAUGGAUCAAGAAGAUAGCAAGAUUCACCCAGUUAAUCCUACUGAACUUUCUUCUAAUCCUCCCGCAUCAGGGAAAGAUGAGAUGACGGGCAUUGAGAAUUCUUUGUCAUCUGGAAAGGAUGAUAUGCUGGGUACUGAGAAUCCUCCAUCUUCAAGAAAAGAUGAUGUGAUGGGUGAUGAGAAUCCUCCAGAAGUAUCGCCUAAUUCUAUGUCAUUAGAAAAAGAUGGUACGGUGGGCACUGUAAAUCCUACUGAAGUGUCUUCCAAUCCUAUGCCUUUGAUAAAAAAUGGUAUGAUGAGCACUGAUAAUCUUCCGUUAUCUGGAAAAGAUUAUGAGAAGUGUGCAGAGAAUCCUCCUGAUUUGUCUUCUAAUUCUCCAACGUCAGGAAAAAAUGUGAAUCUUCUGUCACCAGGAAAACAUGAUAUAUUGACCAUUGAGAAUCUUUCUGAAGUGACUUUUGGUGAUCUUUCUUCUGGAAAAGAUGAUGGAAAGAAGGAUAUUGAUUCUCCUGAAGGAACUAGUAAAUCAGAUUUGAGUGACAAGAAUACCCCGCAAUCAUUGAAGGCAAAAUCUAAAAUUGUUAAGAAAUCUCAAACUGGUAAACUUAAGGGGAAGAAGAACAAUGUUUCUCAAAAGAUUAAUAGGAAAAGAAAAAUUAAGACUUCUAAAAAAGUGGUGGAUAAUGUUGAGAGUUGUCAUAAUGCUGGUGAGAAACAAGUUUCAGACGUUAGUGAGCUCAAGGAAAAUAGUGAUGAACCAUCUGAGGGCAAGGGUGAGGAGGCUGAAAAUAAAAUAAAAAAAAGACAAAAUAAGAGCAGUGCUGACAGAAGUCCGAAGGAAGAGUCAGACACUAGCCAACUGAAGGUUACUGAUCCUCCUGAAGGAUCUAGUAAACCAGAGUUGAGUAACAAGAAUACUCCACAAUCAUUGAAGACAAAAUCUAAAAUUAUUAAGAAAUCUCAUGCUGGUAAACUCAAGGCUAAGAAGAACAGUGGCACUCAGCAGAUUCAUGGCAAAAGAAGAAUUAGUAUUUCCAAAAUGGUGUUGGAUAAUGAAGAUGAGAAACAAAUUUCAGACAGUAGCCACCUCAAGGAAACUGAUAAUGAACCACUGAAGGGGAAGAGUCAGGAAGGUGAAAAGAAAGUAGCAGAAAGCCAAAACAGGAGCACCAAUGGCAAAAGUCGUAGGGAGAAGAUCCGGCAGGCUCGUAAAGAUAAGACUAGUCAAUUGGAUAACACUGAGCAAAAUCUAGAGAGUGAAGAGAAGCAUAGGGACUCAAGCAAGGGUUCUAGGAGUAUAAAAACCAAAGUUAGGAGAGGUGGCACGGAAAGGAGUCAAGUAAAUGACAAGAAGGCUGAAAGGCUUGGUGGUUUCAUCUUUAUGUGCAAUGCAAAGACAAAGCCUGAUUGUUUCCGCUAUCGAGUCAUGGGUGUUUCAGCUGGUAAAAAGGAUGAUGUUUUACAAAUCAAACCUGGGCUUAAACUUUUUCUUUAUGAUUUUGAUCUGAAGCUACUGUAUGGUAUUUACAAGGCUUCAUCUUCCGGUGGCAUGAAGCUUGAACCCAAAGCUUUUGGUGGCAAAUUUCCUGCUCAGGUACGGUUCAAAAUUGUUGCUGAUUGUUUCCCACUACCAGAGCGCAUUUUCAGAAAAGCCAUCAAGGAUAAUUAUAAUGAAAAAAACAAGUUCAGAACAGAACUUACUGUUAGACAAGUGAGGAAGCUCACUCAACUUUUCCGACCAGUUGAAAUUCGUUCAGCUAUGCACCCUGUCCACUCCCAGCCAAAGGUAAUAAUUCGAGAUAGGGAAUCUCCCCACAAUGUUAGGGGAUCAUGGUCCCGGUUGCAGAGGGAAAACUAUAACGUGCAGUCUCUUAAUAGGGAUCAUCAAUUUGACCUACAAGAGGAAAUUGCUCAUGAUCUGUUUCCAAUGGAGAACAAUCGUUCGUAUGGUCUACCAAGAUAUAGAAGGAAUGUGGGUACCACAUCUCAUAUUACUCCUAUAUUGGAAUCUUAUGACAGAGACUAUCAACCCCAUCACCUAGACCAUGGCUACACGAGAAAUGUUCCUGCUCAUGUAGAUUCCGUUCGAACUGAUCAUCUUUAUUUGAAUGACAGUAGGGAUUCUCUGUUUUUGAAUGACAGUAGGGAUCCUUAUCAUGUCUAUCACCAUGGUGUUUCACCUAGGGAUGCAUAUUUGGCACCUUUAAGUAGGGAGGAAAACUCUUAUUUGGUUGGGCGAAGACCUUUUUCUGGGACGGAUAACUUCCCAAGGAGAGAGGCUGAACGAGAUAGGCAUUCUGAACGAGAUAGGCAAUACCCAAUCUAUGCUGCACCUGAUGCUUUGUCUGAUCAUCUUCGGCGGCCAUAUCAUGGAGACAAGUUGGAAGCUUCACGGGCCCCAGUUUCUUCUCGUUACUCUUUUGCUGGCCCUUCAUUUCGUCGCCGCUGACUUGAUGUAUUUCUGAAUUCCUGUUUUAUGGCUCUUUAUCUCUUAAAUUCUGGUGACUGACUGGUAGAUAUUUUAUAAAGAAAACUGUAUGCAAACGUACUUGAGCCCUUCUGCAUUUUGAAAAUAAUAUCUGCAUGCUUAGAUUUUAAUCCUGGUCAAUAUGCAGCAGAUUGUCAAACCGUCCCAACAUUGUAUGAUGAUUGCCUGCUGUAGAACUUUAACUGAAGGGCCAGUUUUGAUAACAAUUGGUGAUUACUGGCUUGGUUAUGCGGCUAGUUACCAUGUACUGCUUUAAUGAAUAGAGAAAAAAGGCAAGCAUCGUUUCACUUGAUGUAGAAACUAAGAUGACUUAUGUUGCCGUAUUUUGUAGGCCAGUAAUUUGGAGAAAGCAUACAUGAACAGAGAAAUUUCUUUCAAACUCAUGCAUGCAUUUGGAUAACUGCUGGUUUCACUGUGACUACAUCGGAAGCUAAAGGGUCUUGUAUACUGUUCGACAUUUGUCAUCUUUUAUUUGUCAUUUCCUCUCUUUUCACUUAUUUAUCUGUGAACUAAAUUGGAUCCUCAGACUAUUGUACUAGAAUAAAAAAAUUAUUUUCUUUAA